Messenger RNA from Brassica napus (rape), 1421 nucleotides. RefSeq lists its product as uncharacterized. Bases 1 to 597 code for a protein of 198 amino acids. The record is from RefSeq and is a predicted model, not a curated record. NCBI's taxonomy places the organism in Eukaryota, Viridiplantae, Streptophyta, Magnoliopsida, Brassicales, Brassicaceae. The transcript has a single exon.
AUGAUGAAACCCUCGGCGAAAUCAAUUCAGAGAGUUGGUCGUUUCUUAAGGAAGAGCCUUGGGAGCAUCAAGUCCACUGUCUGCUUUGGUAAACACCACAACUUCUCUAACAACAGCACUCCACUCUUGAGCCCCUUCUCAUGCAGUCUUAGCCACCCAUGUCCACAAGAUUCCCAAACUGAAGAAACAUACAGCGUUAUCUCUUGCGAGAGCAAGGUUGUUGCAGAUACCAGAGAUGAGAGACUCAUCAACAAAAGCCAACAUAAGAAGAAACCGAAGAAAAAGGUUGCUGCAGAGCCAUUCGAGGAGGCGAAGAGAAGAGGUGACAUGCUGGCGCAAAAGAUGAAAAAUCUCAACAUGGUUGAUCUCAGAGACGUGGAGCAUGCAUCGGAUGUAAAAGAAGCGCUUCGAUGCUAUUCAAGCAUUAGAAGCCCUGUCUAUCUAGACAUUGUUGACAACUUCUUCGGGUAUCAACGGUUCAAGAAGGAAAGCUGGCUCUUUCAGAGUCUAAGACCCCUCUUGAUCAGCUUCGCUUUCGUUUAUUACACUUGUAUGGUAAAAUCACCAAUCACCCUCAGCUACUACCACAUUGUAUAGAGUCUUAUGUUAUCAAUGAAACAUUAUUCAAGAAAUAUGACAAUCUAAACUGAUUUCUGAAUCCAGAGAUGAAGAACCAUGAAAGCAUUUGAUAUUAGGAUAGAAACCAUUUAUUUCCAUUUCAUGAAAAAAGUGGUGAAAGCAAACAUAUGUAUGGGAGAAGCGCAGUCACUCUCCUACGAACAUGAUAGAGAAGUUACACAACACAUGAUUAUCUUGUUUUGUUUUUUAAAGGUGAUAAAUUUGCACUGUCAACAGACAGGCUACAUGGAUAAAACACAGGAAUCAUUUCUUGCCGCUUUUCUUAAGUCCAGAGCCUCCAAAGGAUCCCUUCUGCGAUGCCUUGGCUCUUAGUUCUUUAAGUGCCUGUUUUAAUUUAAGAAAAAAAAAAACAAUUGGUCAGGCUCUCAAUAAUGAGGCAAACAUUUUACGUUUUAACCAAAGUACCCUAAUCAAUAUAAUUUCCAUAAUUAAAAAAAAGGGGGUAAUGGAUUAUCUAAACUAACAAACAGUUAGUGAUAUGACCCCAUCUUGUUGAAAGGCCACUAGGUAUAUAGUGUCAUUAUUAGUGUUCAGAUUGACAACGAGACCAUACUGAACAAAGUAGCACUGCAUAAUAGUGGCUCCCUAGAAAGAACAACAAGCGAGAGUAUCAAAGUGGGAACUCACCUUUUCCUCUUCUUUCUUCUUCUGAAUGUUAGCCAUAUCGUGCUGGAGUAGUCCCGAAUCAACAUUCAAGAAAUUAGAGCAUGUAAAAAGAAUGUCUAAACACAUUGAUAUACCCUUAGCAAUAGCAGCAAAAAAAAAAAACCCCACUCUUGCAA